CAUUUGAUUGUCAUAUGAAUUUCAAAUUACUUAAAAAUACAGCAUCGACGAAAACAUUAUAUUAGGAUGAAUCAAGGAAUUAUGGGUAAAAGUAUUUGCCGCAUUUUCUGACCAGCGGAUUAUGAUUCUAAAACAAAAUGGCGGCCGAAGGUGAUAAAGCUUUUUCAUCGUUUAUGACYGAAGUGAAACAAAUAGAAAAGGAUGACUCUGUAUGGACAGGACCAAAACARAUAGAAAGACUAACAAAACCUGGUACUAAAUAUCUUAAUCUUAAUCCCUAUGAGGUUCUUCAACUACUUCCUGAUUCAUCUGAAGAAGACCUUAAAAAACAAUACAGAAAGCUGUCUUUUUUAGUCCAUCCUGACAAGAACAGACAUGAUAUAGACAGAGCACAGAAAGCUUUUGAUGCUGUUAGUAAUGCCUACAAAACUGUUCAAGAUCCAGAAAAAUUAAAAAGAGUAAAAGAAAUAUUGGAUGAAGCAAAUGCAUUAGUCAAAGAAAAGUUAAAAGAAAAGAGAAAGCAAGCCAAAGCAAAAGGAGAUGAAACAAUCGAAGAAGAUGAUCCUAUAAAAUUCAAAAAGUUUCACCAUGCAGAGACUGUUAAACUGUUUGCAGACCAUGAGAUUAAGAGAGUUGCAAGAGAAAAUAAAGAAGCAGAAUUAAGGUACUGUCAUUAUAUAUUGAACUACCUGCACUUGACGGCAGAGUUAAGGUACUGUCAUUAUAUAUUGAACUACCUGCACUUGACGGCAGAGUUAAGGUACUGUGAGAGUAGAAAUGAGCGUGUUGACAGCUGGAGAAACUUCAACUCUGACAAGAAGUCCAAGAAAAAGAAAGUUAAAGCAAGAAAGGAGUUUCGACCUCCAUCCCUGAAACCAGAGAAGCGCUGACACUUUUUUUAACUCAUAUUUCUUGUACAAGAAAAUCUGACAUCCGUUCUGUCCCAGACCGAAAUAUCACAAGAAGACCUGUCUAUAACAAGAACAUUUUCCAUUGGAAAAUCACAAAGUUAAUUUAUAAAUAACUUUGCUUUUCAAAUGACCUUCAUUAUUGUACCUAGACCCAGUACUCAAACAAUAUUUUUAGCUGAUAG
Messenger RNA from Exaiptasia diaphana, 1093 nucleotides. Its product is annotated as dnaJ homolog subfamily C member 8. The record is from RefSeq and is a predicted model, not a curated record. NCBI's taxonomy places the organism in Eukaryota, Metazoa, Cnidaria, Anthozoa, Actiniaria, Aiptasiidae. Gene Ontology annotation, cellular component: nucleus. The transcript is spliced from 9 exons. Bases 138 to 890 code for a protein of 250 amino acids.